CUCGGGCGCGCGCAGCCAGCCUCGGCCUCCCCGGGGAUCCGGACACGCACGCAGGGGCCGCCGGCGGCGGGACAGGAGGCUGGGCGAGGGGCCCCCGCCCGCUCACCAUGGUCAAGACACGCUUCUCCAAGUUCCUGCAGAAACUCGGCUUCUCCGGCGCGGGCCAUCAGUACGAGCGGCUGGAGAGGGGCGAGUUGGAAACCUCGUUUGAUGAACAGUGUGAGUUGAAAGCCAUCGAGAAAGAGAAGACGGUGGUCGCCCUGCCACCCAAGGAGGCGAGCAAAUGCCACAGAGAGGAUUUGGCCGAAGCGUUUUCCGUGGACUUACAGAAUGGGCUGUCAGAGUUCUCGGUGACACAGCGCAGGCUGGUCCACGGCUGGAACGAGUUUGUCGCUGACAACACUGAACCCGUGUGGAAGAAAUACCUUGAUCAGUUUAAGAACCCCCUGAUCCUGCUGCUGCUGGCCUCUGCCUUGGUGAGCAUCCUCACGAAGAACUAUGAGGACGCCAUCAGCAUCACCGUGGCCGUGCUGAUCGUGGUCACUGUGGCCUUCAUCCAGGAGUACAGGUCGGAGAAAUCUCUGGAAGAGCUGACCAAGCUGGUACCUCCCGAAUGUCACUGCGUAAGAGAAGGAAAGCUCCAGCACCUGCUGGCGCGAGACCUGGUUCCCGGGGACAUCGUGUGUCUCUCCAUCGGAGACCGGAUCCCUGCAGACAUCCGUCUCACUGAGGUCACAGACCUCCUGGUAGACGAGUCCAGUUUCACGGGAGAAGCUGAGCCAUGCAGUAAGACGGACACCCCGUUGACAGGCGAGGGGGACCUCACCACCCUGAGGAACAUCGUCUUCAUGGGGACCCUGGUUCAGUACGGGAAGGGGCAGGGAGUCGUGAUCGGAACAGGGGAAAGGUCUCAGUUCGGAGAAGUGUUUAAGAUGAUGCGGGCCGAAGAGACACCUAAAACUCCUCUACAAAGAAGCAUGGACAAGCUGGGGAAACAACUGACACUUUUCUCGUUCUUCAUAAUUGGCAUCAUCAUUCUCACUGGCUGGCUGCAAGGGAAGCAUCUUCUCAGCAUGUUCACGAUUGGGGUCAGCCUGGCCGUGGCUGCCAUUCCAGAGGGUCUGCCCAUCGUUGUCAUGGUUACGCUGGUCCUGGGAGUGCUGCGGAUGGCCAAGAAGCAGGUCAUUGUGAAGAAGUUGCCGAUCGUGGAGACUUUAGGUUGCUGCAAUGUUAUCUGUUCUGAUAAGACGGGGACCCUGACUGCCAACGAAAUGACUGUCAGCCAACUCGUAACGUCUGAUGGGCUCCAUGCCGAGGUCAGCGGAGUUGGGUAUAACGGCCAAGGGACAGUCUGCCUUUUACCGUCAAAGGAAGUCGUUAAGGAGUUUUCCAACGUCUCCGUGGGGAAGUUGGUGGAGGCCGGCUGUGUCGCCAACAAUGCUGUCAUCAGGAAGAACACCGUGAUGGGACAGCCCACGGAAGGUGCCUUGAUCGCCCUGGCAAUGAAGAUGGACUUAAGUGACGUUAAAGAUUCCUACGUGAGAAAACAAGAGAUCCCGUUCAGUUCAGAGCAGAAGUGGAUGGCAGUAAAGUGCAGCCCCAAGAAUGAGGAGCAGGAAGACAUCUACUUCAUGAAGGGGGCCUUCGAAGAGGUGGUUCGCUACUGUACCACGUACAACAAUGGGGGCAUCCCCCUGCCGCUGACGCCCCAGCAGAGGUCCUUCUGCCAGCAGGCAGAGAAGAGGAUGGGGUCGCUUGGCCUGCGGGUGCUGGCCUUGGCUUCUGGGCCCGAACUGGGGCAGCUGACAUUUCUGGGUCUCGUGGGCAUCAUCGACCCUCCGAGGGCUGGCGUGAAGGAAGCCGUGCAGGUCCUCUCGGAGUCCGGCGUGUCCGUGAAGAUGAUCACGGGGGAUGCCCUGGAGACGGCCUUGGCGAUAGGACGGAACAUCGGCCUGUGCAACGGGAGGCUGAGUGCCAUGUCCGGGGAGGAGGUGGAAAGUAUGGAGCCGAGCAAGCUGGCUGACCACGUGGGGAAGGUGUCUGUCUUCUUCAGGACCAGCCCGAAGCACAAACUCAAAAUCAUAAAGGCUUUGCAGGAGUCGGGGGCGAUUGUGGCCAUGACGGGGGAUGGGGUGAACGACGCGGUGGCCCUGAAGGCGGCGGACAUUGGGAUCGCCAUGGGGCAGACGGGGACGGACGUCAGCAAAGAGGCUGCCAACAUGAUCCUGGUGGACGAUGACUUCUCAGCCAUCAUGAGCGCCGUGGAGGAAGGCAAGGGGAUUUUCCAUAACAUCAAAAACUUUGUCCGCUUUCAGCUGAGCACGAGCAUCUCGGCCUUGAGCCUCAUCGCUCUGUCCACCAUGUGCAACCUGCCCAACCCCCUCAACGCCAUGCAGAUCCUGUGGAUCAACAUCAUCAUGGACGGGCCGCCAGCACAGAGCUUGGGCGUAGAGCCGGUGGACAAAGACACCCUCCGGCAGCCGCCGAGGAAGGUCAAAGACAUGAUCCUCAGCAGAGCCCUCAUCCUGAAGAUCCUGCUGUCGGCCUCUGUCAUCAUCAGCGGGACCCUCUUCAUCUUCUGGAAAGAGAUCCCCGAGGACAAGGCGAGCACCCCGCGCACCACGACCAUGACCUUCACCUGUUUUGUGUUCUUUGACCUCUUCAAUGCCCUGACUUGUCGCUCUCAGACCAAGCUGAUAUUCGAGAUCGGCUUCCUCCGGAACCACAUGUUCCUGUACUCGGUGCUCGGGUCCAUCCUAGGGCAGCUGGCCGUGAUUUACGUGCCCCCACUGCAGAAGGUCUUCCAGACGGAGAACCUGGGGGUGCUCGACUUGCUGCUCUUAACCGGGUUGGCCUCAUCCGUGUUCAUCUUGUCAGAGCUCCUCAAACUGUGUGAGAAACUCUGCUCCAAGGCCAGGAGAGCCCAGGCCCGCCAGGAAGAUGCGUAGUGGAGCCCGACCCCGUAAAAGCCCCAGAUAAGCUAUAUUUUUAUGUGACUGCGCCCCUCCCCCGGCCCUCCUCAGAGAAGGGGUGUUUCUAGGACACGCAGCAGGAGGUCGCUCGCCCAGUUCUCCCGGGAGGCCAGCAGGAAGCUCGGCCCCGGCGGCAUGCACACGUGCCCCUCGGGCUCCGGGACGGACUGUGAGGAAGCUGCACAGAAACACCCGCUAUUUAUUAAAUCACAGUGAUU
This is a messenger RNA of Eptesicus fuscus (big brown bat), 3190 nucleotides long. It is a transcript of the gene ATP2C2, whose product is annotated as ATPase secretory pathway Ca2+ transporting 2. Gene Ontology annotation, cellular component: plasma membrane; endoplasmic reticulum; Golgi membrane. Gene Ontology annotation, molecular function: ATP hydrolysis activity; P-type calcium transporter activity; ATP binding. The record is from RefSeq and is a predicted model, not a curated record. Gene Ontology annotation, biological process: intracellular calcium ion homeostasis; manganese ion transport; calcium ion transmembrane transport. The transcript is spliced from 27 exons. NCBI's taxonomy places the organism in Eukaryota, Metazoa, Chordata, Mammalia, Chiroptera, Vespertilionidae. Bases 108 to 2948 code for a protein of 946 amino acids.